AUGUGCUGGGGGACGCUUCACCGCGCGUGUCUGCCGUCGACGUGCGCGCACGCGACGUGCGAGGCGUGCUUCAAGGCGAGAGAACCCGACGCGAGCUGCGCCGUGUGCGGAGAGAAAUAUCUCGCGCGCGGCGCGCCGGGUGCGUUCGCGCGCGACGCGGCGCGCGACGCGGAGUGCGAGCGGGUGUACGGCGACGCGCGCGAGGCGUACGACGCGGAGGAGGAUCGGCGGGCGCUGCGGACGCUGAAGGAAUGUUUUGGGUACGAGACGUCGACGGCGUUCGCGGCGCGCGACGGCGACGGCGACGAAGACGAAGACGAAGACAAAGACGCGGCGACGCGAACGGAGACGGUGGACGAGGACGAUGGGGCGUACGAGAUAGAGUUUAGGGACGUCGCGGCGGCGCGGCAGACGUCGGGUGAGCCGGAUGAGACGCGGGCUCGGUUACCCGUGGAGUUCGCGUCGGCGCCGAAGACGGCGAAGGUGGAGGCGCUGCGGAGGUUCGUCGAAGAGCAGGGCAGAGGGAAGUACGCGCUUUGCGACGAACACGGUCGUUAUCGGUGGUCGCGCGCGCACGGGUCGGACAAAGAUUCCGUUUUAGAUCCAACGAAGACGUUGGAAGAUUUUUUUGAGCCGCAGCUCCGUCGCGGAGAGCCCAUAGUGGCGUGGUUCGUUUCGUUUCGUGAGUGA
Molecule: messenger RNA, 690 nt
Organism: Ostreococcus lucimarinus CCE9901
Lineage: Eukaryota; Viridiplantae; Chlorophyta; Mamiellophyceae; Mamiellales; Bathycoccaceae
Exons: 1
Coding region: 1-690 (229 amino acids)
Source: RefSeq, a predicted model, not a curated record